Trachymyrmex septentrionalis is the source of this 1672-nucleotide messenger RNA. Its product is annotated as salivary glue protein Sgs-3-like. The transcript is spliced from 4 exons. The record is from RefSeq and is a predicted model, not a curated record. Lineage: Eukaryota; Metazoa; Arthropoda; Insecta; Hymenoptera; Formicidae. The coding region runs from base 465 to 1535 and encodes 356 amino acids.
CGAAAUCAGGUCUUUCUAAUAAUUCUGACAUUAGAAGCGCGGACAAGCGUAAUAGUAGAAAACCAUAUAAAUUGUGAAUUAAUAGUGUGCAAAUGGGUAAUCAAUUGAUAGCCCGUUUUAGGCCGGCCAGCCAGCCCAUCCCACAUGGGUAAUCACGAAUAAACGUAUGUAAUUUGCGUUCAUACGUAACACAGCACAAUAGCGUGAUGUCGUAGUCCUACGUUCGCGGAAUAAGUGACUAGCCAUCUUGCUGUACAUGACGAGAUUCGGAUUCUCUUGUUAUCGGAACGAGUGCAACAAGGCCGAUGCUGUUUUCAUUGGCGCAUGCAGGCUUAGUUUGAUUUCUCGAUAAAAUUGUGGCACUAACGAGAUCGUCAUGCUAUGCGCUUCCGCCGAAGGAUAUAUAAAACGGCACGCGCUUCUAUACCCGCACGCAGAGUGGUGUUGUUUGUCCGAUUGCAAAAAUGCGACCACUUUCGGGUAUCUUACUGCUGCUCCUUACCUGCCAACUCGCUACGUCGACACCGAUUUUCAGUAGAGAUGGAACAGGUCGAUCAACUGGAUUUGGAGAAACAAUACGAGAUUGGUUUAAAAUGAUCAAGGACCGAAUUGUGGGAAAAUGGCGGGAAUGGUUUGGCAAAGAUAGUCCAACUCCGAAUUUAUCACCACAGGAUAUUUUGAACAUUGAUAAGACCUUAGAGGGUCGAAUAUCGAGUUAUCCAGGCUUGUUCUUAGAUUUAUCUAGCUUAUCGUUCGACCCAAAACGAGAUUGGGGCGUCCGGAUUGGUAACUGGUACAUCAUCCGGAAAAUUGCAGGCAAUGACUACGGGGACAGUGAUUCGGAUGAGUGGGACGUUAUGCCGAAUCUGCCUCCUAUAUUUGGGACCGACUGGACACCUGACUUCAGUAAACUUCCAACAGAAAUUCCGAAAACUACGCAACCUCCAUCGACUACACCAAAGAUCGAAUUGACUACAUCGAGACAACAGACAACCCAAACUGUUACUCAAACGCAAUCAGAUUUAACUUUUACCGAAUCAACUGUAACCACCGAGGCUAUCGUGACUUCUACCAAAUCGAUUCCACUUACUACCCAACUAAUUACAACUUCCAUAGAGCCGAAUAUAGAAAUUGAUUCAUCAAGUGAAGAAAUGAUAACUUCCAGUGAAUCUGUUGUAAUGAAUAGUGUACCGGUUGCAGUACCUAUUAACUCUACAUUAACAUCUACCGAGUCAAUUACCGAAUCAACUGUUUCGUCAGUUGAUACUACUAUGUUUUCCGUCACAUCGACAUCAUCCACUGAUCUAACUUCUAUCAAAUCGAUCGAAACAUCUAUCGAAUCUGCAGUUUCUAAUGAAGCAGACAAUCAGUCUUCUGAGGAAUUAACUACUACUACUAUUACCAAUGACUCAUCCGAAACGUCCACCGAACAAAUUUUACCUUUCUUUAAUAAGCGAGUAGAAGAUAAUGAAACCGUUAAUAAACGUACCACGAAGAAACCUCGUCCAGCAUCCGCCGAAGUUAUAACGUUUUAAAUAGAUUGUAUAUCAUAAAAAAAUUCAGGUGUACAUCUUCAAUGAUUUUUAAUAAAGUUUUAAGUAUGUAAGUUGUAAAUACAUAUUGAUUAGAUAUAAAAAUAUUAAUAUACUGAAAAUUGAAGUAAAAAAAAUAA